AUGGAAGCUAAUAACAACACCAGGGUUUCUGAGUUCAUCUUGGCGGGGCUCUUUGAUUAUCCCCACCUCCAUGGUCUAUUCCUUGGAGUCAUUCUGUGCCUCUUCAUGGUUGCCAUCCAGGGAAAUUCCCUAAUCAUCUUGGCUAUUGUCUUCCACCCACCUCUGCACAAACCCAUGUACUUCUUCAUUGCUAACCUGGCUCUACUGGACAUUUUUUGUACCUCCAAUGUACUUCCCAAAAUGAUGCAGAACCUGAUACUGGGGAAGAAAACAAUCUCCUUUAAUGCCUGCAUGGCCCAGCUCUUUACUUUCUUAUUUGCAGGAGCAACAGAGCUUGUUUUCUUCACUGCCAUGGCCUUUGAUCGGUAUGUGGCCAUCUGUCAUCCUUUACACUAUGUAACCAUCAUGACCAAAAAAGUUUGUAUCACAUUAGCAGCUAGUAUCUGGUCAGUUGGAGCCUUCAAUUCUCUAGUGAACACACUGCUCAUGCUGCAUCUAGAUUUCUGUGGGCCCAACAUCAUCCAGCACUUCUUCUGUGAGAUCCCACCUCUGUUGGCAUUGUCCUGCAGCUCAACUUACCUCAAUGAAGUCAUGGCCUUCAUGGCCGAUAUUUUCCUAGCUAUGGUGAAUGUUUUGUUAAUCACCAUGUCCUAUGGCUUCAUCAACAGGAACAUCCUGAAAAUUCAGGGCUCAGAAGGGAAGCAAAAAGCCUUUUUUACAUGUUCCUCGCAUCUUGUUGCAGUUGGCCUCUACUACUCCACUAUCAUCUACACCUACAUACAUCCACCCUCCAGCUACUCCCUGGAGAAGGACAAGAUGGUGGCUGUACUCUAUACACUUGUGACUCCUGUGCUGAAUCCUCUAAUCUACAGCCUGCGCAACAAAGAGGUCAAAGUGGCCUUCAGGAAAAUCCUUCCAUUCUGCAAGAGAAAUUAA
Alligator mississippiensis (American alligator) is the source of this 936-nucleotide messenger RNA. RefSeq names its product olfactory receptor 13G1. Gene Ontology annotation, biological process: G protein-coupled receptor signaling pathway. Gene Ontology annotation, cellular component: membrane. The transcript has a single exon. NCBI's taxonomy places the organism in Eukaryota, Metazoa, Chordata, Crocodylia, Alligatoridae. The coding region runs from base 1 to 936 and encodes 311 amino acids. The record is from RefSeq and is a predicted model, not a curated record. Gene Ontology annotation, molecular function: G protein-coupled receptor activity; olfactory receptor activity.